Parnassius apollo (apollo) is the source of this 1422-nucleotide messenger RNA. NCBI's taxonomy places the organism in Eukaryota, Metazoa, Arthropoda, Insecta, Lepidoptera, Papilionidae. The record is from the annotation of a GenBank genome assembly.
AUGAACGGCGCUAGCGGUCUUAACUCGCAAAGUUCAUUGAUAAACACUUCUAAUUCUGGUGUUAUCCAUAGCCCAACUAGUAUGAAGGUUGAAAACAUAAGUCGAGCCACAACUUCAAAGGACAACACCCGUGAUAGCUCCGAAGACCUGCUAGAUCUCAAAGGAAAAGUUGAAUCAAGGUUGCUAUCGAUGUGGAAUAAUGUAAAAUUUGGAUGGACAGUAAAAUUAAAAACUACAUUUUCAAAAGAAUCCCCAGUAUGGCUCUUAGGACGCUGCUAUCAUCGAAAGUUAAGUCCAAGUGGUUCUCUAGAAUCUUCCACAGAAAUUGGAACUGAAGCAACAGCACAUAAUCCUAUGGAGCAGAUAUAUGGAGAAGGUAUAGAAGGAUUUAAGUCUGACUUUGUUAGCAGAAUAUGGAUGACAUAUAGAAGAGAGUUUCCUAUUAUGUCUGGUUCUACAUUUACUACAGACUGUGGGUGGGGUUGUAUGCUGCGCAGUGGGCAAAUGUUACUAGCGCAAGCAUUGGUGUGUCAUUUUCUAGGACGUUCUUGGAGAUGGUUACCAGACCGAACUAUUCAGAAUGCCAGAGAAUUUCAAGAAGAUUGUCUCCAUCGUAUGAUAAUAAAAUGGUUUGGAGAUAAAUCAUCUGUAAAUAGCCCUCUAUCUAUUCAUCAAAUGGUUAAUUUGGGAGAAGCCUUAGGAAAGAAGCCAGGGGACUGGUAUGGUCCAGCUUCUGUGGCACAUUGCUUAAAGGCUGUAAUGAGUGCAGCUUCUAAAGAAAAUUAUGAGUUUGAUAACUUAGAAGUGUAUGUUGCGCAAGAAUCUACAGUUUAUGUUCAAGAUGUAAAUUCACUUUGCCUUCUCCCUAAUGGUGCUUGGAAAUCCCUUAUCCUGUUAGUGCCCGUAAAACUAGGAACAGAUAAAUUAAAUUUAAUUUAUGGUCCUUGUUUGACCUCACUUCUCACUUUGGAUUUUUGUAUAGGUAUAAUUGGAGGACGGCCUAAGCACUCGUUGUAUUUUGUUGGAUAUCAAGACGAUAGACUCAUUCACUUAGAUCCACAUUACUGCCAAGAGAUGGUUGACGUAUGGCAACCUAACUUUUCACUUCAGUCAUUUCAUUGUCGCUCACCGCGAAAAAUGCCUAUUAGCAAAAUGGAUCCAUCAUGUUGCAUUGGUUUUUAUUUAGCUACCCAUCAUGAUUUCGAAUCAUUUGUAAAUGUCAUAAAAUCAUUUUUAACUCCUCGAGGAAUGUUAUCAAGCAAUGAAUACCCCAUCUUUUCAAUUAAUUAUGGAUCUCGUAAUACAAUCAUGAAUCCACCUCAAAUAAGAUACUCUAUAUAUGAAUCUGAACCAAAUUGGGCUACUACAGCAGUUCAAGAUAGUGAUACUGAUUUAGAAUCAGAAGAAUUUGUUCUAGUGUGA